CACAUGGUGUUUCUUUAUUCUCAUUCAUUGCCUGUAUAGCUGUUUGGUGCUGUACUGGGAGGGUGUGAUGGCACAGUAUAUAAUGCAGAACCCCUGCAGAGCCAUGUGAUCCUGCAACCAAGAGCCCCAGCACAGCAACCACCCCACCAGGACCUGCUCCAUCCCAAAUCCUCACCAUGAAAUCCUCCCUGGCUCCAGCCAUCAGGCUGUUCCAUGCUGUGUCCAGAGACAGCUGGUAUCGGGGGUACAUUAUCGUUUUGACUUUUGUGUUUUACACCAGCUAUCACUUGUCAAGGAAGCCCCUCAGUGUGGUAAAGGGUCAGCUGCAUCGAAAUUGCUCGGAAUUUCCCAACCCUCCAGCUAACCUUUCCGAAAAUGACACCACAUGGUGUAACUGGGCCCCGUUCGAUGGUCCCAAUUAUAAAGAACUUCUGGGGUCUCUGGACACAGCAUUUCUAGUAUCGUAUGCCAUUGGCAUGUUCCUGAGCGGUAUCUUUGGGGAACGUCUUCCGUUGCGAUAUUAUUUGUCCGGUGGUAUGGUCCUCUGUGGUUUGUUUACUUCUUUCCUGGGGCUGGGCUUUUACUGGAAAAUUCACGCCCUCUGGUACUAUAUCCUCUUCCAGAUAUUAAAUGGUGUGGUUCAGACUACAGGAUGGCCGUCUGUGGUAGCCUGCAUGGGGAAUUGGUUUGGUAAAGGAAAGCGAGGGUUCAUCAUGGGGAUCUGGAACUCUCACACAGCUGUCGGCAACAUAUUGGGCUCUCUAAUCGCUGGGGUUUUUGUCUCCUCUGCCUGGGGCUUGUCCUUCAUCGUACCUGGAAUUAUAAUCGGUGCCAUGGGAAUCAUAUGCUUCUUCUUCCUCGUUGAGUAUCCUGAAGAUGUAGGCUGUACCCCUCCGGAUCAGAACAAUGAAGAAGUGGUGAAAGAUGAGUUGGAGAACGUUCAGGCCAUGAACGGCAGCACAGAGAACAUAUUUAAGAGACAGUCCGGAGCCGAUCUCGAGGAGUCUGUGAAUCCUCAAGAGCCUGUUGAACACCCACAGGCCAUUAGCUUUUUGGGGGCACUUAAGAUUCCGGGCGUGAUGGAAUUCUCGCUAUGUCUGCUGUUCGCAAAGCUUGUCAGUUACACCUUUCUCUACUGGCUCCCACUCUAUAUAUCGAAUGUCGCUCACUUUGAUCCCAAAAAAGCUGGAGACAUGUCCACUCUGUUUGAUGCUGGCGGAAUUAUAGGUGGGAUUGUUGCAGGAGCGAUAUCCGAUUACACUGGGGGACGAGCCAUCACCUGCGCUGUCAUGCUGAUAUUAACCGCCCCAAUGCUGUUCAUUUAUAACCAGUUUGGCCAGACGGACAUUUCCACAACUAUUGCCAUGUUAAUUAUCUGUGGGAUGUUGGUAAACGGGCCAUAUUCUCUCAUCACAACCGCCGUAUCCGCUGAUCUGGGAACACACGAGUCUCUACACGGGAAUUCGAAGGCCCUAUCCACGGUCACCGCUAUCAUUGACGGUUCUGGAUCUAUAGGUGCUUUUGUGGGACCCCUGUUGGCCUCUGUCCUAUCUUCCAAAGGCUGGAACUAUGUCUUCUACAUGCUGAUUGCUGCCGAUCUACUGGCUUGUUUGUUUCUGGUCCGUCUGGUGUACAAAGAGAUUAAACAGCUCUGCCCAUGUUUCAACAAAGCCAGGGGUGAUAGUCUGACAUUAAAGAACAAUAUUCCUGGAUCAUAUGAGUAGUUAAAUGUACAUCGUAUCAAGAUAUGUGACGAAUCCUCUGCGGCUGUUUUGGUCAAUGUUUUCAUUCAUUUUAUGGCUGGCCGGUCCAGCUAGUUGCUGCUAUUAAAUAUUAUUAAAUGUGGGACGUUUUUAAUUGAUUUUCUUUAAAGGAUUUUGACUUGUCGCUACUAAAGAUCAGAAGAGGAGAAAGGGUUAAACAAUCCAAAGACCUGUCAUAUCAUUCCUAUCUCUGUGUAAAAUAGGAUUUUGUUUCUAUUUUGCUGCAUUUGUUCCUGUUAAAAUCCCAAACUUUUUAUGUUGUCUGUUUAUAGGGACUUGUUCAGAGCUUGUAUAUAGACCUAGGAUUAUUUGCAGCUAAUCAACAAUCGACCGUAUAAUUGUCAAGGUAGUGAUAUUUAAUGGUAUGUACAUAAAAAUUAUAAUAA
Messenger RNA from Rana temporaria (common frog), 2149 nucleotides. It is a transcript of the gene SLC37A2, whose product is annotated as solute carrier family 37 member 2. Bases 177 to 1724 code for a protein of 515 amino acids. The record is from RefSeq and is a predicted model, not a curated record. Gene Ontology annotation, cellular component: endoplasmic reticulum membrane. Lineage: Eukaryota; Metazoa; Chordata; Amphibia; Anura; Ranidae. Gene Ontology annotation, biological process: phosphate ion transmembrane transport; glucose-6-phosphate transport. The transcript is spliced from 19 exons. Gene Ontology annotation, molecular function: glucose 6-phosphate:phosphate antiporter activity.